AGAAAUGGAGAAACUUGAAUUACAAGACUCCUCCACUCCACCCAUCAAAAGUAGCAUCACAAUCAUUCAUUAUUCAACUUUAAUCUCAGUUUUGAAAAAAAGUUAUCGUAUGAUGAAGCUCCAAGCGGAAGAAGAAGAAGAAGAAGAAAAACGGAGAGAAAAUGGAAAACAGGUUCUUAUUCUUCCCACUUUUCAGUUUUCACACCCAAAAAUGAGGUUCAAGUUCAAGUAAUUUAAUUUAUCGUUGUCGAAAAGACCAAUUUAAUCUAAUCCACUGAUAGCAACUUUCGGGCGGUAAAGUCUAAAGAUGCCUCCAAGCUAAGGUUUGGAGCUCACUCCCCUUUCUCUGUACACUCACUCUCCCUGCUCUUCAAACAGUUGGCGUUGCUAGAAUUCACAUCACAAUAAUGUCAAGCACCUUCUGAAACCUUUUUUCCAUCCCCACAUUAGUCCUAUUUUGCUUUGAUUUUACUCCUCUUUCGAAACUGUUCAUCAUUUUGCAGUUUGUGCUAAUGAGGGGUUAGGGGUGAUUGGGAUCUUCUCUGGGAGUUUUGUGAUUAGAUUCUUGAAGAAAAAAGGGGCACCCAUUUUACCAAUAACUUAGAUGGAAACUGGGUCGAGGGCAAAGUCUCUGGGGAAGGAGGAGACUGGAAGGCGUAGCGCGAAAUUUGAUUCGAUGCUCCCCAAUGCCCCCACGGUCGACCCUUUCGUGCCCAGAACCGACCACAAUCCGAGGGAGCUGAGAUCUUGGGCCAAGAGGACUGGUUUUGUCUCUACGUUCUCUGGGGAGACAACCAGUGGUGUUGGGGAGAAGAAUGAGAGUGCUAGAUUUGAUUUGGAGAAGGGUCUCGAACGAAGAGGCGGUGGGUCAUCCCCCAAAAUUGAGAUCGACCCGAUUCUUGGCCGCACUAGGCCGAACAGAGAGAUUGAAGUGGAGCCAGUUACAGGGCCUGCAAAAGGGGAAAUGAGGACCGAGAAUGAAGGGGUUUUAAGGUUUAGGGAUGGAGGAGUGAGAGGGGAAGAGAGGAGACGGGUUGGAAUUGAACCUAUGAUGGGAGAAGCUAAAGAGGAUGAAAGAAGAGUAGUGACGAAUGGUAAAGGAAGUGAGAGAGUGGCUGGAGCUGUGAGUAGGAACAGUGAUGGAACUGUUAAUGGGAACGGCCAUGAGUUCCCUGUGGUUACUCCUGCAGGUGAGCCUAAAAAGGAAGAUGAUAAAGAUGGAAGAGAUGAGGAUAUCGAUGUGAAUGCAGGUGAAGUAGAAGCUGCUGAAAGUGGGUGGCAAAGACCUUCUGGAAUGAAACUUGGGCCGACAGAAAAUCCGGGUUUCGUUCCAUUAAUAUAUUAUGGUCUUCAGCAUUAUUUGUCUUUGGUCGGGUCAGUUGUCUUCAUACCCCUGAUCAUUGUACCAGCUAUGGGUGGAACAGAUAAAGAUACAGCAACAGUUAUUUCAACUUUGCUACUGGUUUCGGGCAUUACAACAAUUCUUCACUCCUACUUUGGCACCCGAUUACCACUAGUUCAAGGAAGCUCAUUUGUGUACUUGGCUCCAGUACUAGUUGUCAUGAAUGCUCAGGAGUAUCGCAAUCUUACCGAACAUAAAUUCAGGCAUAUAAUGAGAGAAUUGCAGGGAGCAAUAAUUGUUAGUUCAAUAUUUCAAAGCAUUUUGGGUUUCAGUGGUUUAAUGUCCCUUUUCCUUAGGUUGAUAAAUCCAGUUGUGGUUGCACCGACGGUCGCUGCCGUAGGUUUAGCAUUUUUCAGCUAUGGCUUUCCACAAGCUGGUAGUUGUGUGGAGAUCAGCAUCCCACUGAUAGUCUUGCUUCUUAUAUUCACCCUGUACCUACGAGGAGUAUCCAUAUUUGGUCAUCGCGUAUUUAGAAUUUAUGCGGUUCCUCUUAGUGUCAUGAUUAUAUGGGCAUACGCUUUCUUUUUGACUGCUGGUGGAGCAUAUAAUUUCGCAGGCUGCAGCCCAGAUGUACCAAGUUCAAAUAUCGUAGUAGAUGCAUGUAGAAGGCAUGCAUAUACCAUGAAACAUUGCCGAACCGAUGUUUCUAGUGCAUGGAGGACUGCUUCAUGGGUUCGAAUUCCUUACCCUUUGCAGUGGGGAGUACCAAUCUUUCACAUCAGAACUUGCAUUAUCACGAUCAUGGUUUCUCUGGUUGCAUCAGUGGACUCUGUCGGUACUUAUCACACUGUGGCUUUGCGUGUUGCUACAAAGCCACCAACUCCAGGAAUUGUUAGCAGAGGAAUUGCUUUGGAAGGUUUCUGCAGCAUCUUGGCUGGACUCUGGGGUACAGGUGCUGGGUCAACAACAUUGACAGAAAAUGUGCAUACUAUUCAUGUAACGAAAGUGGCAAAUCGAAGGGCGUUGGAAGUCGGAGCAGUUUUCUUGAUAUUUAUCUCAUUCUUAGGUAAAGUUGGUGCUGUUCUUGCCUCCAUACCGCUGGCAUUGGCUGCUUCCGUUCUCUGUUUCAUAUGGGCUCUAAUUGUCGCGUUAGGUCUCUCGACUUUGCAGUAUGGUCAAACAGCGAGCAUCAGGAACAUGACAAUAGUUGGUGUCUCGUUGUUCUUUGGCUUAUCAAUCCCUGCCUAUUUUCAGCAGUUCCAAGCAGAAACUAGCUUUAUUUUGCCUAGUUACUUUGUUCCCUAUGCUGCAGCAUCUAAUGGACCAACCCAUAGUGGAAACAAACAAUUUGACUUUGUAUUCAAUGCCCUCAUGUCCUUGAACAUGGUUGUGACAUUCUUCAUAGCGAUCGUACUCGAAAACACGGUUCCAGGUAGUCGGCAGGAGCGCGGAAUGUAUAUAUGGUCGCAUGCCGAAGACAUUAAGAAUGAUCCCGCUUUGCUCGCAACCUACUCUCUCCCGGGAAAGUUUUCGCGGUUGUUUUGCAGGUGCAAGUGUUUAUGUAUAUGAAAAUGGCAUAUCUUGGGUCGCGUUUCUAGUUUAAAUCUUAACACGUCGUGGUGAUGAUAGAUAUAGUAUACAAACAUAGUUUUUUCUUAUAGGUCUUCAAGAUUUAGAAAUUUGGUUUGGUGUAGUGUAUCCAUGUUCGUUGUUUAAUUAGGUAAAACAUUCUUUUCAUUAAUUAUAUUACUCAUUAAGGUAUUAAAUGUCGAGGUUUCAAAUUUAUAAGAUGUUGAUUUUUAUAAGAUGUGGAUUGAAAUA
This is a messenger RNA of Momordica charantia (bitter melon), 3163 nucleotides long. RefSeq names its product Xanthine/uracil permease family protein. Lineage: Eukaryota; Viridiplantae; Streptophyta; Magnoliopsida; Cucurbitales; Cucurbitaceae. Gene Ontology annotation, molecular function: transmembrane transporter activity. The record is from RefSeq and is a predicted model, not a curated record. Gene Ontology annotation, cellular component: membrane. Gene Ontology annotation, biological process: transmembrane transport.